UCACUCUCGUUUCCCUGUGCCAGCCUCCAGCUGUUAAAACUGUGUCUCGCGCGCAAGGCAGAGACACACCGCGCCUGUCGUCCGACGAAGCCGCCCACCCAGGCAGGAUGGUCAGGAUGAUCCUCGUCGCCGCGGUCGCGCUGCUCGGGGCAGUCGCAGCCUUCAAGAGCGGCGCCCCCGACUCGGAGCAAGUGUGCAGGACCAUGGUGCCGGAGCACAUGGCGGAGAUCCAGCCCCUCAGCAGCUUCCCCUACAAGGUGACCGUCGACCCGACGUCCAUCAGACCGGGCCAGAGCGUGACCUUGAAGAUCUCCGGCAGCGACGACAACCCCAUCAGGGGGUUCCUGGUGCAGGCGCGCGUCGGCGGCACUCCCAUCGGGCAGUUCGAGGCGGGUCCCCAGGUCCAGGCGAUAGACUGCUUGCAGGGCGCCAAGAACGCAGCGACGCACAGCAACGGAGAGAAGAAGCCUGAAGUGAAGCUGGUGUGGACGGCCCCCAAAGACCUCCAAGAAAGCAUCAAGUUCAGGGUGACCGUAGUUAAGAAGGGUGAUGUGUACUGGGUUGGAUACGAGACUCGUCCCAUCAGUGUUUCUGCAAGCUGAGAUGCGAGCCCUGUCAAGCACGUCAACAAAGCCACCAGGAAUUUCAAAUGAAAAUGUAAUUAUUCAAACUGAUGACUUCACAAAGAAAGCAGCUAAAACAUUUUUAUGUUGUAGUAAUAUGUACUGUUCCUGUACAUCGUGAGUAAAUACGUUGCCCAGGAUAAAAAAAAGUUUAUUUGGUUUGUACGUACGAUACUUUGGAGUUAAAAGAAAUGGAACAUUGCUGUUACGGAGAUGGAUAAAUUCAUCUCGCAACUUUCUGGAACACUAAUUUGGUGUGUUCAUUUGCACAUAUAGGUAUCAAAUCAAUUGGGAUAGAAAGUGAUAUGUUGUUGCAAAAGGAGACAAAAACCUGCUUCUAUAAAGCAAAACACUUUUAAAAAUUAUUUCCAAGGAUGUAUAAAACACCAUUAAAAUAUUGUCUGUUAAAAAGUUUACUUGUAAAUGCACAAUAAUCAAUAACACUAGCCAAUUUAAGCAGCCCACCUCCCUUGAGCCAUUUUGUGAGUUUGAGGCCCAUAUACAAAAAUGAAGAGCAUGACACACUAGUAUAUAACUGGUAGUCAUGAGACUUUAAAAGAUGUCUCUAAUUUGAAGUGACCAUCUGUUUAUCUCUCUGUAAUAACAAGGUAUGCAUUAACCAAACUUGUAUUACUUAAAUUUUUUUUUAUAUAAAUACCAAAGAAAUUUCAAAAAAU
Bacillus rossius redtenbacheri is the source of this 1300-nucleotide messenger RNA. Its product is annotated as putative defense protein 3. Gene Ontology annotation, cellular component: membrane. The record is from RefSeq and is a predicted model, not a curated record. The transcript is spliced from 5 exons. Lineage: Eukaryota; Metazoa; Arthropoda; Insecta; Phasmatodea; Bacillidae. The coding region runs from base 108 to 602 and encodes 164 amino acids.